This is a messenger RNA of Hemicordylus capensis (graceful crag lizard), 1843 nucleotides long. Its product is annotated as parapinopsin-like. Gene Ontology annotation, biological process: G protein-coupled receptor signaling pathway; visual perception. Gene Ontology annotation, molecular function: G protein-coupled receptor activity. Gene Ontology annotation, cellular component: membrane; photoreceptor outer segment. The transcript is spliced from 5 exons. NCBI's taxonomy places the organism in Eukaryota, Metazoa, Chordata, Lepidosauria, Squamata, Cordylidae. The coding region runs from base 635 to 1774 and encodes 379 amino acids. The record is from RefSeq and is a predicted model, not a curated record.
CAAGAGUUCGAGAGGCUUUCAGCCAGCAGCAUCGUUACUUCGAGCAAUCAAAUACCAAGAGAUGCCCCACGCCUCCCGGCGUCCCCCCAAUGAGUAGAGAAGGAGGCGGAGCGCAGCCCGGGAGCCUGAGUGGGUGGAGGGGGCUGUGGGAAGGGCCUGGGGAAGUUGGGGCAGCAGCCUACAAAGGAUGCGAAAUUUGAAAGGUCCUUUAGCGCUAGGAUUCUCCCUUCAGCCGGAGCUCUAGGACUGCUGAGACCCCACGACUCUGAAGCAGCAACAGUAGCAGGCUAGCAGCGCCGGGAUGGAAGGACUAGCAUGAGAAAGAAGCUUGGAUGGCAGUCGUACAUCAUAAGCGAAAACAGCUUUUGGAGCUGGGAGGAAAAAAGGGAACAACCACUUCUAUGCAGAUCUGAAAUUAUUGUUGUAAUUGCAUUUCAGACAAUCAGAAUCUCCUGGUCCACACUGACAAUAGAUUGCACAAAAAAUUGUACAAUAUGUGUUUGGAGCGGGCAGCACAACAUCUGUGUCAUGACUAACAUCUAGAUUUUAAAAAGAUUGGUAAUGGAAAGAUGGCAGCCUUCAAAAGGAGGCAGAUCUGUCAAUAAGGUUCUUCAGUAUUAUCUCACUUACUGUGAUGUCGGAAAUUAAUGCCAACUUGACAUUCAACCUGAGCGCAUCUACAGAUGAGCCAAGAACUGGCCUCUCUAGAAUGGGGCACACAAUUGUGGCAGUUUUUCUUGGACUCAUAUUAAUUUUUGGUUUCUUCAAUAACUUGAUUGUCCUCAUCCUCUUCUGCAAGUUUAAAACCCUGCGCAACCCUGUGAACAUGCUGCUGUUGAACAUUAGUGCAAGUGACAUGCUGGUCUGCAUUUCUGGAACCACCUUCAGCUUUGCAUCUAGCAUCUAUGGCAAAUGGAUUGGAGGGGAACAUGGCUGCAGAUGGUAUGGCUUUGUCAAUUCUUGUUUUGGCAUUGUUUCCCUGAUCUCGCUGGCUAUCCUGUCUUACGAACGUUACAGCACACUCACCCUCACCAGCAAACGUGGCUCUGACUACCAGAAGGCCCUGCUAGGAGUUGGUGGCUCCUGGCUCUAUUCUUUGAUUUGGACAGUACCGCCUCUCAUUGGCUGGAGCAGCUAUGGGAUUGAGGGGGCAGGUACCAGCUGUUCAGUCCGAUGGACCUCUGAAUCACCAGAAUCAGUUUCCUAUAUCAUUUGUCUCUUCAUAUUCUGCUUGGCCAUCCCAGUAAUGGUUAUGAUAUACUGCUAUGCACGCCUCUUUUAUGCUGUCAAACAAGUGGGAAAAAUCCGGAAGACCUCUGCCCGUAAACGGGAAUUCCAUGUACUGUCCAUGGUGAUCACGACCAUCAUCUGCUACCUGAUCUGCUGGAUGCCUUAUGGAGUCAUCGCUCUGCUUGCAGCCUUCGGCAGGCCAGGCUUGGUGUCUCCAGUAGCCAGUGUCAUCCCCUCUAUCCUGGCAAAGAGCAGCACGGUAUGCAAUCCAAUCAUCUACAUUCUUAUGAACAAGCAGUUCUACAAGUGCUUUCUCAUACUUUUCCACUGUCAGCCUUCUUCAGCUGCUGAUGGAGAAACCAUAUGCCAGUCAAAGGUCACAGUCAUCAAGCUAAACCAGAAAGCAGAAGGUGGAGUUGCAUGUAAUAGCCAAGGACUUCCACAGACAGAUGAGAAAAUGAUCUUUCUUCUGAGUCGAGAGUCCAGUAUGGAGCCAGCUUCAGAAAUCACACCACAAAUGUCCAAGGAAAAUUCACUCUUGUGAAUAAGCACAAGCUGUCUCCAAUAUAUCACAUGUUAUUAUCUAUUUGUUUUAUUUCCCCUUAAGGAAUUU